Phragmites australis (common reed) is the source of this 1809-nucleotide messenger RNA. Its product is annotated as UDP-glycosyltransferase 73C3-like. The transcript has a single exon. Gene Ontology annotation, molecular function: UDP-glycosyltransferase activity. Bases 47 to 1543 code for a protein of 498 amino acids. Lineage: Eukaryota; Viridiplantae; Streptophyta; Magnoliopsida; Poales; Poaceae. The record is from RefSeq and is a predicted model, not a curated record.
UGCACCAUUCGUGCCCGCCCCGAAGUCCUGUCUCCUUGGCACGUCCAUGGCGCCCACGCAGGAAUCCACGGCUACUAUGCUAGUGCCGCCACCGCCGCCUCACUUCGUUAUCGUCCCCCUCGUGGCGCAGGGUCAUACCAUUCCCAUGGUUGACUUCGCUCGCCUCCUCGCGGAGCGCGGCGCGUGCGUGAGCCUGAUCACGACGCCGGUGAACGGCGCGAGGCUGCGCGGCGUCGCCGAGCAGGCUGCGCGCGCCAAGCUGUCCCUCGAGUUCGUCGAGCUCCCGUUCCCGACGGACUUCGACGGCCUGCCCCCGGGCAUCGAGAACGUGGACCAGGUCACGGACAACAACCACUUUGUCCCCUUGUUCGAGGCCCUGCGGAAGCUCGCCGGCCCGCUCGAGGCCUACUUGCGCGCGCAGGCGCCGCGCCAGAGCUGCAUCAUCUCCGACUGGUGCAACCCGUGGACGGCCGUCGUGGCCAGACGCCUCGGCAUCCCUCGGCUGUUUUUCCACGGGCCGUCGUGCUUCUACUCGCUCUGCGACCUCAACGCCGUUGAUCACGGGCUGCACCAGCAGACCGCGGCGGCUGACGACCACGAGAAGUUCGUUGUGCCGGGCAUGCCGGUGCACGUGGAGGUGACAAAGGCCACGGCGCCAGGCUUCUUGAACUCGCCCGGGUGGGAGGCGCUCUGGGCCGAGGCCGAUGAGGCCAUGCGCACGGCCGACGGAGCGGUGGUGAACACGUUCUUGGACCUCGAGGACCAGUUUGUGGCAUGUUAUGAGGCGGCGCUCGGCAAGCCGGUGUGGACGCUCGGGCCGUUUUGCCUCUCCAACCGGGAUGCCGAUGCCAUGGCGUCGCGCGGCAACAAGUUGGACAUCCAGCAGAGCGCGGUCACCGUGUGGCUCGACACGAUGGACACGGACUCCGUCGUUUACGUCAGCUUCGGCAGCCUCGCGCGGAAGCUUCCGAAGCUGCUGUUUGAGGUCGGCCACGGCUUGGAGGACUCCGGCAAGCCGUUCAUCUGGGUGGUGAAGGAAACCGAGGCGGACGCGCCGGAGGUGCAAGAAUGGCUCGAGGCCCUGGAGGUGCGCACGGCGGGGCGCGGCCUCGUGGUGCGCGGGUGGGCGCCGCAGCUCGCCAUCCUGUCGCACCGCGCCGUCGGGGGCUUCGUCACCCACUGCGGAUGGAACUCGCUGCUGGAGUCCAUCGCGCACGGCGUGCCGCUGGUGACGUGGCCGCACUUCGCCGACCAGUUCCUGAACGAGCGGCUGGUCGUGGGCGUGCUCGGCGUGGGCGUAGCGGUCGGCGUGACGGCGCCCGUGAUGAUAUUCGACGACGAGGCCGUGCAGGUGGCGCGGGGAGACAUCGUGCGGGCGGUGUCGGCGCUGAUGGGCGUAGAGGAGGAGGCCGACGAGCGGAGGAGGAAAGCCAAGAAGUACGGGGAGAAAGCUCACAGGGCCAUGGAGAAAGGAGGGUCGUCGUACGAAAACCUGACGCAGCUGAUCGAAAGCUUCAGGCAAAGUGGAGGCAAAGAAGGCUAAUCUGUAACACAGUGCAUGGAGCACGUCAAAAGAACAGAAGAAAUGGCAGUGUGGAUGCAGAAGCUUUGCAUUAUUGUUCAUUACUAGCAGUUUUCUGUCAUGUAAGAAUCGGUUAUGAUUCAUGCGCGUGUCACUUCUUUUCAUUAUUCACUCAAUCUUAAUUUUCAUGCUUCAAACAGUAGCAGUAAUAUCUGAUGAUUCUGUGUAGAAGUUUCGCACUCUAACUCGAAACGGAUUUCGGUUUCACGGGCGCGUCCAACCGUACC